Molecule: messenger RNA, 228 nt
Organism: Lactuca virosa
Lineage: Eukaryota; Viridiplantae; Streptophyta; Magnoliopsida; Asterales; Asteraceae
Source: the annotation of a GenBank genome assembly
AUGCAUAUGAUAUCACAACCACCACCAUCACCAUCUCUUCACAACAACGUUUCUUUUUCUCCUUCCCUACAUGAACAUCUAAGACCAAGAUAUAUCAGAUAUAUAUUUCUUAAAGCCAAAAGAAACGUACAUCAUCUGCUCAUUCUCGACACCUCCUCAAUCUUCAGAUUUGUAGACUUGGUUGGAAGUUGUUUCCAAGGAGUUGAACCUGGUAUAAAGUUGCCAUAA